Molecule: messenger RNA, 5320 nt
Organism: Phanerochaete carnosa HHB-10118-sp
Lineage: Eukaryota; Fungi; Basidiomycota; Agaricomycetes; Polyporales; Phanerochaetaceae
Exons: 8
Coding region: 1-5166 (1721 amino acids)
Molecular function (GO): protein binding
Source: RefSeq, a predicted model, not a curated record
AUGGACGGAGAUCCGAUCGGGCAAUGGCUUAUCGCGCGCUUUGAGUCAUCGCGCUGCGCUGCUCUGCGCUCGCCGCGACCGCUGCCGCCGACGUGGCCCGACUUCUUAUCGACCCGCCUCUGCAACUCACACAACGACCACGACAACAUGUCUGUCCUCCACACUUACUUUCACCGCCGCGACCAGCAGGCCUUCCAGCACGCCGUCGACACCGCCGUUCGCUCCCUCUCUCACAGCACCGCCGCCCAGUCGUCCUCCAGCCUCGGACGCUCCUUCUCCUCGUCUCCCUCAGCUCUCGUCUCCAGCUCCGCCGCCGCCCUCGACAUCAACGCCCGCGACGCCCUCGGCCGCACCGUCCUCCACCUCGCCUGCAGCAGCACCCACCCGAGCGCACCCACCUACGUCCGCCUCGUCCUCGCCCACCCGCACGCCCACCUCAACCUCCCCGACGCCGAGAGCCACUGGACGCCGCUCCACCGCGCGCUCUACGCCGGCAACCUCGCCGCCGCCCUCCUCCUCCUCCAGCGCCCCGACCUCGACGUCCACGCCAAGGACUGGGAGGGCUACACCCCCUACGACCUCUGGAACUCCUCCGUCGAGGGCACUAACCCCGAUCCCCCGCCCCGCCGCCACGAGUGCCCGCCCGACGAGCUCGACGCCGUCGAGGCCGAGCUGUACGUAUGGGGCAGCAACAGGAACGCCGGCCUCGGUGUCGGCGACGCGGGCGACAGGACGUUCCCAGAGCUCGUCCAGUUUGAUAGGGACAAGGACGGCCAGGGCAGGUCGGCUGCGAAGACGAUCGGCGACAGGUUUCGCCCUGUCAAGGUGCGGGCGGUCGACAUGGCCAGGUUCCACACAGCUAUUGUGACCUCGGAACAGAGAGCGAACUUGAGAGUGUGCGGCUUUGGCAGUGGUGCACGACUCGGCUCCGGCCUGCACACCACGACAUACACACCCACGUCGCUCGCCGGCCUCCCUUCUUCGCCGCCAGCCAUCUCGCCAGGGUAUCCGCCACCGUCGCGCGCACCAUCGUCUUCCGCGGCGCCACAGAACGCCUCUCCACGCGCCACUGCCUCCCCGCCACCCGAUCCCCAGCGCAUCGUCGCCGUCGCCGCAGGCCAGGACCACACCCUCGUCCUCACCGCCGCAGGCGAGGUAUGGAGCUGGGGCAGCAACCGGAACGCGGUGCUCGGGUACGUCGUCGAGCCUGCGUCCGCAGCCACACCAGCAGCGGACGAACCGCACGAGGACAAGGGCGGCGCCCCAGCGGCAGCGUGGCAGGAAAAGUGGCAGGAGAAGGGAGAGGUGCUGCAGCCGGGGCCGCGCAAGGUGCAGGGGCAGCUCAAGGGAAGGCGCGUGCGCGCCGUGUCGGCGUGUCGCACCGCGAGCGCGUGUGUCACCCUCGAGGGCGAGGUGUUGACGUGGGGCGUGAACAGCGGGCAGCUAGGGUACGACAGGGCCGCGCACCCCGUGCAGACCCUGCCCCGGCUCGUCACAAAGGUGAGCCAGCCGGUGCUCGACGUCACGAUCACGGACUGCGCCACCGCCCUGCUCCUGCACACGCACGACGUGCUGCUCCUGACGGCGCAGCACGGCGCACACCGGCUCGCCUUCCCGUCGCUCGCCUUCCCGCGCACCGCGACCGCGGCGUACCGCCCGCCGCAGGCCGCGCGCCCCGCGGCCGUCGCACGCGUCGUCGCGACCGAGCUCGCGCCCAGCAGCAGCGCCCACGCGCGCGAAGGCGCGCUCUUCGCCGCGCUCAGCCGUGCGGGCGAGUUGUUCACGUGGGCCGUCGCGGCGCCUGAGGCGGUGACGUCGACGUCGGCGUCGGCGUCGGCCGUGGCGAGCGGCGCUGGUGGCGCCAAUGCCAGGGAGAAGGAGAAAGAGAGGGAGAGGGAGAGGGAGAGGCGCGAGGUCGUACGGCCGCAGCGCGUGUGGGCGCUGCGCAGGAAGUUUAGCGCGGUGCGCGACGUCGCGCUCGGCGCGGACGGGUCGGCGGUCGUGUGCACCGCGUCGGGACACGUCUUUGUGCGCUCGCGCUUGCCCGCCGCCGCCGGUGCCUCCAUUUCUGCCUCUGCCGCUGGCGCUGGUACUGCCGCCGUCACCACCGCCGCUUCCAGUGCCUUUUCAAGUGCCAGCGCGGGUACGGAGGAGUUCGCGGGCAAGGCCGCCACACAGGCGCAGGCGCAGGCGGCGGGCAAGUUCCAGCGCGUGCCGGGCCUGCAGCGGGUCGUGCGCGUGUACGCGAGCAGCGCGGGCGCGUUCGGCGCGCUCCGCGUCGAUGCGCGCGCCGAGGACGUCGUCGUCGCCGGGCGCACGCUCCGUGCGGACGUCGAGCGUGUCGCGCCGUGGUUCGGUGCUGCUGCUGCUGCUGCUGCUGCUGCCGCGGAGGCAGAGGCAGAGGAGGCACUCGGUGGCGAGGAAUCGGGCGCGAGAGAGAAGGUGCUGGGGGACGGUGCGGGAUCCGUGGAAGAAGACGGUGACGACGUGCACGACCCGGCGGUCGUCCGUGACCAGAGGGAGCUCGUGGCGCUCCUUGGCUUGCUCGAUAGGCAUGCGCAGGCGAUCAAGGCCGCGAAGACGGUGCUCCCGCCGGGAGGCGCACCUGCGACUGGCGACGACGACGACGACGACGCAAACGCCUUGCUGGUCAGCCCGCUCGACGGCGAGUCUCCCCGGGUCCACGGCGCAGACUUGCUCGUGCACGUCCUCGGCGGCACCGAACCCCGCAUUCCCGCGCACCGCGCCAUCCUCGCCGCGCGCAGCCCUGUGCUCCGCGAGACGCUCCGCGGGAAACAGGCCGUCGAGGCCAGGGUGCCGGGUGGGCCGACGAUCCGCAUCGCACUCGCCAAGGACAAGGACAGGCCCACGCCGUCGUCGUCGCCGCCGCCCGCCGUCUGCCACCCGAGCCCGUGGAGCACGCCAGCGCGGCUCACCGUCUCGGGCGCACACCCGCUGACCGUGCUGCUGCUCCUGCGGUACCUGUACGCCGACGCGCUCGUCGCCGUCUGGGACUGGCGCGUCGCCGCGGGCGCAAACGUCGGGUGGCUGCCGCUGCUGCGCCGCCCCGCGCAGAUCAAGGCGGAGCUCCAGGCCCUCGCGGCCGCGCUCGCGCUCCCGGAAAUGGCGCGGGCGCUCGAAGGCGCGUUCAAGCGCGACGUGCGCCCGACGCUCGCGCGCGACCUGCAGGCGGCGGAGGCGGAGGUGUGCGAGGGUGCCGUGAGGGCGGCGGGGGCGACGGCAGCGGGGGCAGACGCGCGCGAUCCGCUCCGGCCGGACGUCGUGCUCGUGCUCGCGGACCGCGAGGUGGGCGCGCACGCGGUCGUGCUGCGCGCGCGCUCGCCGUUCUUCCGCGCCUUCUUCGACGAGCCGGCCUGGACCGCGCGGCGGUGGACGGCCGCGGGCACGGUGCGCGUCGACCUGCGGCACAUGCGCUGGCGCGAGGUGCGCCACGUCGUGCGGUACCUGUACGGCGCGGACGCGGAGCUGUUUGAUGCGCUCGUCGAAGAGAGCGGGGACCGGGACCGGGACGAGGACGAGGGUGGCGCCGUCGCGAGCGCGGACGAGCUCGUCGAGGCGGUGUUUGGUGUCAUGGCGGCUGCGAACGAGCUCCUGCUCGACCGGCUCGUGCUCCUGUGCUCGCGCGUCAUCCAACAGCGCAUCGCGAUCCCGAACGCGACGAGCAUCCUCGCCGACGCGACCUUCUUCAACGCGACCGCGCUCGUGCAGAGCGUGCAGGGCUACCUGGCGCGCAACCUCGAGACCUUCCUCGAGCACCACAUGCUCGACGACCUGCCCGCGGACCUCAUCAAGCAGUUCGCACAGUUCGUGCGCGCCGAGCAGACGCGCAAGGCCCCCGUCGCGCGCAGCGGACGCCUCGCCGCCGACGCGAUGCGGCGCCACCGCGCGUGGGCCGACAUGCAGGACUGGCCGAGCCCCGUCGUGCGCAGCACGCAGCCGCGUCCGCCGCCCGUGCGCAAGCGCGAGGCGGCCUCGUCGUCGCCGCCGCCGCCGCCGGUGCGUCCCGUGGAGAAGCGGAAGAGCGCCGCUGCUGCCACCUCUGCUGCGGACGACGAGCUGUUCGUGAUGGACAGCGUCGAGGCGAUCCCGCCCCUGAGCCUCAGCUCGCCGGUGCCGCCGAAUCUAACGACAGAGCCCAAGGCCGGUGGGUGGAAGGUGCCAGGUGCCGCGCCGAGGACCGACAUGAAGGCGAUCAUGGCCGAAGCGGCCGCGUCUACUACCCCGCGCCCUGGCCCGUCGACACCUCGCACGCCGGCAGCAGCGUCCGACGUCAACAACUGGCGCGUGCCCCAGCGCAAGCCGUCUUCCGCAGCGCUCACCGACGGCAACGCGCCGCGCAGCAGCCCGUCGGGCGGGUCGCCCUGGAAGCCGGUGCUGCCCGUGACGUCUGCGAUGGCGAGCCUCGCGGUGGGCAGCAGCUCGCCGGUCUUGACGCCGCCGAUGACGCCACAGAUGCGCGCGACGCGCGGCAGAGACGAGGCGCCGCUGGCGAAGCAGCCGACGACGGCGGCGGCGCAGCAGCAGCAGCGCCCGGGCAUGGGCCCCGUGUUCUCGCCCAGCAAGCAGGCGGCGCAGCAGAAGGGCACGGCGUCGCCGAUGCGGCGGACAGCUAGCGGCAACGCGGCGUGGACGCUCCCGCCCGUGCAGCCCACGGUGCAGCCGUCGUCGUCGCUCGCGGCGGUGGCAACGCCGUCACCGAGCGGCAUGUCGUUCGUCGCGAUCCAGGAGCUCCAGCGCGAGCAGGGCGGGCGCGGGAAGGAGAAGGCGCGCAGUCUGAAGGAGAUCCAGGAGGAGGAGCAGGCGCGCCGCGUCGAGGAGGAGUUCCUCACGUGGUGGGCCGCGGAGGAGGAGCGUCUGCGCGCGGAGCAGGCGGGCGAGUCGUCCCCCGGGGAGGCGGGUCCGAGGCGGGCAAAGGGGAAGAGGAGAGAGGGUGCCAAGGAUGGCGCGAAGACGGCGGCCGGAGAAGGCGCGAGGGAGAGAAAGGAGACGAGGCGCGAGGGCGGCGCCAAGGACGUCGGCGGUCCCACAGAGAGCAGCGCACCCGGCACGCCAAGACGGCGACGCCGACCUGGCCCUGGACCGAGCGCGAAACCGGAGGGUGCACGAGCGAAGAGCGACCUGGUCCGACAUCAGCAACAACAGUGACCCCGAUGUAAGUUUAGGACGCAUGCUACCGACAGGCGCACAUGGGCUCAAAUAACACGAUGUAGACUAGAUAGAACACUCUAGAGAUAGGCAAUGUUAAUGAGGGUGUAAUGAUUGAGUGCAAGCACUCGAUUGUGUUAAGUUGUCAAAUGCU